This is a messenger RNA of Zasmidium cellare ATCC 36951, 774 nucleotides long. RefSeq lists its product as uncharacterized. The record is from RefSeq and is a predicted model, not a curated record. The coding region runs from base 1 to 774 and encodes 257 amino acids. NCBI's taxonomy places the organism in Eukaryota, Fungi, Ascomycota, Dothideomycetes, Mycosphaerellales, Mycosphaerellaceae. The transcript has a single exon.
AUGCGUCUCAUCCACGCCGAGAAAUUAGAGCUCGAAUACGUCGCCACGCCCGACGAAAAAGCCUACGCCAUCCUCUCGCACACAUGGCUCAGACCCAGCCAGCAAGAGGUCACUUUCCAGGACUUCUCCGACCCUGCCGUCCGCGCUACCAGGCCAGGCUUUCACAAGAUCCGCGAGUGUUGCAAGCUUGCGGUGGAGAACGGGCUGCAGUAUGUCUGGGUCGACACCUGUUGCAUCAACAAAGACAGCAGCGCCGAGCUGCAGGAGGCGAUCAACUCCAUGUACUCGUGGUAUGAGAAAGCGGAGGUGUGCUUCGCCCUCCUGGACGAUGCAGGAGGGGCGUUGAGCCAGUGCAGAUGGUUCACGCGCGGGUGGACGUUGCAGGAGUUGCUGGCGCCGAAGGAGGUGCGGUUUUACCAGUUGGAAGAGGGUCAGACGAGAUUUCUGGGCACAAGGGAGAGUCUCGCUGCGCAGAUCAGCGGCGUCACUAACAUUGAUGAGUGCUAUCUGACGAAGGAGAAAAGUACGGAUCAAGCGAGCGUUGCGCACAGGAUGAGCUGGGUCUCGGGGCGUCGAACGGAGAAGAAGGAGGACAUGGCGUAUUGCAUGCUCGGCCUCUUCGACGUCAGCCUCCCACUUCUGUACGGCGAAGGAUGGGGCGCUUUCCGUCGUCUGCAAGAAGCCAUCAUCGCGAAAUCCGACGCGAAUCGAUCUUCGCCUGGCAGGCCACUCGCGAUGCAAACGAUCCCAAUGAUGUCCAGCCUCGAGGCAUGA